AUGUCCACAAUUCAAGACCUUCUUCAAAGGAUCGAACAGCUUGAGAAGGAAAAGGACCAGGAACGACGCGAGAAGGAAGGGGCACAGCAUCUCAACCGCAUCAACCGCAACACAACUUUAGAGGAAUACCUGAGGGCCUGCUACGAGGAUGUCUUAUCUAAGAUCUGUCUCGUUACUGAUGGCUACCUUACGACCAAAGUUCCUACCACCAGCCCUGCUAGAAAGCACUGCCCGAAUCUAGUACCUUGGGACGACUUUGAAUCAAAGCAGGAUGCCAUGAUUGAGCGAAUCGACAAGAUUUUCCCUCAUGACGAGCGGCUAUUUGAGAGCUCAGCCUUCCUCCAAGGCAUGGGCAAUCGUUUAUCAAAGAGGCCGGUUCAGGAUGAAGCUUCUCUUCUUUUUAUCCAGAACAACGCCAUCGAGGACCCCGUGCGCCUUAUCCUCUCCAAGCUCAACGACUUCCAUCCUGAACGAUACGGUCUCGCUAUUCCCGAACAGGUGGACUUUCAGACAACCGCAAGCAGACUCCGCGACCCGACCGACAUGAGGGACACGGUAGAACGAGACGCAAGGCUACGGACGGACCAGAUCUGCGUGUAUCGAAACUCGCGUCAGAAGGAUAUUGCAUAUGUUAUCGAGUACAAAGCACCUCACAAACUCCAUACGGCGCAUUUGGAGCAAGGCCUCCGACCGAUGAACAUUUUUGAAGAAGUCGUUAAUAAGCAGACAAUACCGACGACUGAACCUGAUAAAUUCAAGCACUACGCAGAACUCCUCUCGGCAGCAGCCAUCGCGCAGACGUACCACUAUAUGCUAGAGGCCGGGCUAGAAUAUGGUUACUUGACUAACGGCGACGCAAUUGUUUUUCUCGAGAUCGACUGGGCUGACCCGAAGAUGCUUCGCUACCACCUGGCGCGGCCGUCUCGUGAGGCGACAGAAGACCAAGAGCCCGCCUGGGGUAAUGCUGUCUGCCAAGUCCUUGCCUUUACUAUUAUGGCGCUUCAGUCGGGGUACCAUGGCAAUAACGAACGUGUGGCGGCGGCGGCCAAGUGUGAAAAAUGGGAGGUUGAUUUCAAUUACAUUCUAGAUAAGAUUAUCAAAGAGGAGGAGAGGGAGGAAAGAAGCAACCCGACAACACCUGGGAAAAGAAAGCACCGCCGUGUGCCGAGCAGUCCCGAGUGGCAACCGACCCCUAUUAAGAGGAGGAGGCGGAAUCCACGGCAGCAUUCCCCACCUGGAGACUCAGACCGAGUGCUUCGGUCACGCAAUAAGCGUGACGGUCCUGAAGAAGGCGCAGGUUCCGGCGGAGACAGUGGUGGUGGUGGUGGUGUUGGUGGGUCAAGCCACGCCGGCGGCUCCCCCCAGGCUCCGGGGGGUCCGGGGGACGGCUCGGGCACCGCGGGGUGGCCAUCACGGCUAGCAGCCAGCGGCAACAGUCCGCGUGAGAUGCCUGGGCAAUAUUGCACACGGGCAUGCAUGUUGUCGCUAGUGAACAACCGGCUACUAGACAGCAGAUGUCCCAACGUGGCGAUGCACCGCACCGGGAUGCGGGCUAAAGUCGAGGAUGUCGAGAAGCACAAGAAGACACAAAAACCGCAGAGACAUCCCAUUUCCUACCUACAGUUCAUGGAUCUACUCCGAGAGCAAUUUUCUCAGGGCUUAGAGCCGGGUGUUGUGGUCCUGGGGAAAGAAGGUGCCUGUGGUGCCUUAUUCCAGAUCACGUUAUCAAGGUAUGGCUACACCUUAAUAGCCAAGGGGGUCACCGGAGGACGAGUGCCAGAGCUGGAGAAAGAAGUGGCCGUGUAUCAGAAGCUGCGGAGCCUGCAGGGUCGUGGCAUCCCGGUAUGCCUUGGCUCGGUGGAUCUCAAACCACUUAAGCAAGUCUUCUACUACGACUUAGACGUGCGCAUCAUACGCUUCAUGCUGCUGUCGUACGCCGGCACAGAGGUCAGAGCUCGCAGGGACGAGACCAAGGCACGCAUCAUUAGCACAGUCACUUUGAUCCUAGACGAGAUGCACUGUCUCGGGGUGACGCAUGGGGACAUAAGGUGGCCGAACGUACUACAAGGUCCCGACGGGGAAAUUAAUUUAGUCGAUUUCGACCGCGCUGUGUUUCUGCCAGCCAAAGGCCAACACACUCUCAGCGGCAUCCCGCCGAAUAAGCGGAGGCGGCUUAUGGAGACGGAAGGGGAAGAGCCUUUGUCGGCGAAGCAAGAGCAGCUCUCCCAGACUGCAAUCCAGCAGGACAAUGGCAAUGCACACAGUCUCUUCUCUCUCGAUUGUGGCAGAAUCGUCGGUCAGAGGGUGUGA
Molecule: messenger RNA, 2310 nt
Organism: Grosmannia clavigera kw1407
Lineage: Eukaryota; Fungi; Ascomycota; Sordariomycetes; Ophiostomatales; Ophiostomataceae
Exons: 1
Coding region: 1-2310 (769 amino acids)
Source: RefSeq, a predicted model, not a curated record